Messenger RNA from Knipowitschia caucasica, 1263 nucleotides. Lineage: Eukaryota; Metazoa; Chordata; Actinopteri; Gobiiformes; Gobiidae. The record is from the annotation of a GenBank genome assembly.
AUGAGCAGGAGGACACUGGAGGAGCAGAGAGCAGGAGGACACCGGAGGAGCAGAGAGCAGGAGGACACCGGAGGAGCAGAGAGCAGGAGGACACCGGAGGAGCAGAGAGCAGGAGAACACCGGAGGAGCAGAGGAGCAGGAGGACACCGGAGGAGCAGAGAGCAGGAGGACACCGGAGGAGCAGAGAGCAGGAGGACACCAGAGGAGCAGAGAGCAGGAGGACACCGGAGGAGCAGAGAGCAGGAGGACACCGGAGGAGCAGAGAGCAGGAGGACACCGGAGGAGCAUGGAGCAGGAAAACACCGGAGGAGCAGAGAGCAGGAAAACACCGGAGGAGCAGAGAGCAGGAAAACACCAGAGGAGCAGAGAGCAGGAGGACACCGGAGGAGCAGGGAGCAGGAGGACACCGGAGGAGCAGAGAGCAGGAGGACACCGGAGGAGCAGAGAGCAGGAGGACACGGGAGGAGCAGAGAGCAGGAGGACACGGGAGGAGCAGAGAGCAGGAGGACACCGGAGGAGCAGAGAGCAGGAGGACACGGGAGGAGCAGAGAGCAGGAGGACACCGGAGGAGCAGAGAGCAGGAGGACACCGGAGGAGCAGAAAGCAGGAGGACACCGGAGGAGCAGAGAGCAGGAGGACACCGGAGGAGCAGAGAGCAGGAGGACACCGGAGGAGCAGAGGAGCAGGAGGACACCGGAGGAGCAGAGAGCAGGAGGACACCGGAGGAGCAUGGAGCAGGAAAACACCGGAGGAGCAGAGAACAGGAGGACACCGGAGGAGCAGAGAGCAGGAGGACACCGGAGGAGCAGAGGAGCAGGAGGACACCGGAGGAGCAGAGAGCAGGAGGACACCGGAGGAGCAGAGAGCAGGAGGACACGGGAGGAGCAGAGAGCAGGAGGACACCGGAGGAGCAGAGAGCAGGAGAACACCGGAGGAGCAGAGGAGCAGGAGGACACCGGAGGAGCAGAGAGCAGGAGGACACCGGAGGAGCAGAGAGCAGGAGGACACCGGAGGAGCAGAGAGCAGGAGGACACCGGAGGAGCAGAGAGCAGGAGGACACCGGAGGAGCAGAGAGCAGGAGGACACCGGAGGAGCAGGGAGCAGGAGGACACCAGAGGAGCAGAGAACAGGAGGACACCGGAGGAGCAGACCAGAGGGAGACCUGGCUCGGAGUCGGAGGCUGAUGUGCCGUUUCUAAUCCUCCUGUUGGUGGCUUUGUGCCGGGGCUCAGCAGGAAGUGGGAGCUGGGCAGACAACAAUUAA